This is a messenger RNA of Thelazia callipaeda (thelaziosis nematode), 189 nucleotides long. Lineage: Eukaryota; Metazoa; Nematoda; Chromadorea; Rhabditida; Thelaziidae. The record is from the annotation of a GenBank genome assembly.
UAUGAGUCUACAGAUGUACUACAAGUGGCAGUUCACGAAGUAGGUCACGUCUUAGGCCUCGAGCAUUCAUCAGAUGAUAGCUCUAUCAUGGCUCCAUUUUAUCGUGAUGAAUUAGAUGAUCAAGGAAAUUACGCGUUGCCCAAAUUAUCUACGUCAGACGUGAAAAAUAUACAGUUCCUUUAUGGUUAA